Microtus oregoni (creeping vole) is the source of this 867-nucleotide messenger RNA. It is a transcript of the gene Siglecl1, whose product is annotated as SIGLEC family like 1. Gene Ontology annotation, molecular function: structural constituent of chromatin; protein heterodimerization activity; sialic acid binding. Gene Ontology annotation, cellular component: nucleosome; plasma membrane. The coding region runs from base 1 to 867 and encodes 288 amino acids. Gene Ontology annotation, biological process: cell adhesion. The record is from RefSeq and is a predicted model, not a curated record. The transcript has 7 exons. NCBI's taxonomy places the organism in Eukaryota, Metazoa, Chordata, Mammalia, Rodentia, Cricetidae.
AUGGCUGGUACAAAGCAGACUGCCCAAAAAUCCACCGGUGUUAAAGCACCCAGGAAACAACUGGCUACAAAAGCCGUCCGCAAGAGUGCGCCCUCUACUGAAGGGCGUCUGGUGCGAGAAAUUGCUCAGGACUUCAAAACAAAUCUGCGCUUCCAGAGUGCAGCUAUUGGUGCUUUGCGGGAGGCAAAAGCUGCCAGACUGCUCAACUCUUUCUGCACUGUGGAGAAGACUUUGCAGUGCAGUUGCUCCUUUCGUGGGAUCCCCACACCCUCUGUGCAUUGGUGGAUGGAUGGUGUUCCUGUGGAUGUGAUCAGUGGGCAUGGCCACCUCCAGGUGACCUCUACCACACUUGGCCCUUGGGACAACAGCACCCUCAGCAUGGCCAAAAACCCAGGAAUGGGCACAGUCCUUCUUUGUGAGGGAAAGAACCAACAUGGAACCCAUGGUUUGAGUAUCCUACUGAUGUCAAGAAGGGGCCCUUUCGCUCCCCAGAUCUUUCUGAAAGCAUUGCUCCACGGUGUUGUCUAUGCAGCCAUGGCAACCACACUACUUUUCAUCUGCCUCCUCCCCUUAAUAAUGAAACUUCUCAGGAUGCAGAAGGCAAAGAAGUGUGCACAGAGGAGAGCACAGCAGGACUCUGAGCCUGGACCAGAGGGAGACUCCAUCGUGAAGUCCUCCAUCGUGAAGCCCAAGGAACCUAGAAAAUCCAGAACCAUGUCACCUGGGAAGCAGCUCUCAGAAAAGGAAGCCAUCCUGAAGCCAGCGGAGUCAGCAGAGUCUCUGGAGGAAAACGCACCACAUCCAAAGCUCCCACUAUUCCCAGAAUUUCAAAAACCCAUGGAGACCCCAGAAACCCCAAGUCCAUAA